GCAACGAUUUUCGUCAUGCCGCCACGGCUAUACGUGCUGGUGAACAUAGCCAUCGCGAUGGUGUUCGGUGUCGCGUUUUCGGAAGGUGCGAACCGCAACGAGUCUGAUCAAAUCGAAAGACCGAUCGUGAUGCGACGGGGGAGUCGCGUCCUAUCGCGGGAUCAAGACGCGAUGUCGUUCGCCAGGUCGUCCCCUCUGUUCUUCUUGCAUCUGCUUAAGCAUAAACUGCAGUUUCAGAAACUAGAAAGGAUCACCAGCACCACCACCACUACUACCACCGCUACAAGCAACACGACCAGCGACGAUAGGGCCUGCAUUUGCGUGCCGUUUUAUCUGUGUAACGCUAAUCAGACUAUUAUCACCGAUGGCAUGGGGGUGAUCGAUGUCCGUUCCCGGAGGUGCGCCGGGGCCUUCGAGGUUUGCUGUUAUCUGCCGAAUAUCACAACACCAAGACCUACGACUACUCCAACGAUGACACCCACUACUACGACUACCACCAGCAGCACUACUACUACUACUACUACUACCACCACGGCCAGGCCGCCGAAUAUCAAUUGUAUCUGCGUGGAGAUUUCUCUAUGCGACCCUAAUGGGAUUGUUACUAUUUCCGGGGAGGGUAUAAUAAACCCUCGACGCGGUCUUAGCCUGUGUCCCGGGGCCAACCAGGUCUGCUGCAGGAUACUGGCCACCACCACCACCACGACGCAACGACCGACGAAUCCUCCGACCUCGAUGACGACGUCUACCUCAUCGCCUGGUCAGAUUCAGCUGUGUUUCGUGUGCGGUAACGCCAUUCAAUGCAUCACCUGUGGACUCAUCAUUUCGCCCGGUACCGGCGUGAUAGACCCCAGGUUCCCCUUGCCGCAAACUGACCUCUGCUCGAGGAGCUUGACGAGCAGCGCGUCACUUUGCCAAGACGGGACGAUCUCGUCCAGCGUGGAGCUUCUGGGUCCGCUGAAGAACCCGGGCACAUCGCAGGCCUGCUAUUGCGUCAAGACCUGGAUGUGUUCGGAGGGCAACGUAGUGAGCCCCGACGGUCUGGGUGUAAUCGACCCGAGGUUCACCACGUGCUCGUCCGCGGACCAGGUGUGCUGUCUCUCCACGGGGAUCGAUUUGCAGGUCCUUCGCAGCGGCGACGCUUUCUUGUCGUCGCCCGAGCGUUUCAUCGCAAAUAUGAAGCCCAAAUCGUUGUCGCAGACGACUUGCGGCAUACGCGACGACAGCUAUGCGCCAUCGCAGCCUUUUCCCGCUGACUCGGAGAAGACCUACUUCGCCGAAUUCCCAUGGAUGGUCGCACUCUUGGUGAAGUCUACGGGCGAGUCUGACGUCUUCCAAUGUGGCGGCUCAAUGAUUAACGACAGGGCCGUCCUCACGGCCGCGCAUUGCGUUAUAAGUCAGAAACCUGAGAACUUGGUUGCACGGUUCGGCCAAUGGGACGCAGUGAACAAUGCUCAAGCGCUGCCAGCUCAAGAAGCGGAUGUCCUCGCGAUAAUCACGCACCCGACGUAUUACAGCGGCGGACUGUUCCAUGACGUAGCUGUGCUGGUUCUUGAGAAAUCGAUUACUUACAGCGCAAACAUCCUGCCGAUUUGUCUACCUGAACAAGGUAUGGUCUUUGCAGCCGGAACCAGGUGCUACGGAACAGGAUGGGGCAGCAGCUCCUUCGGACCAGAAGGCACAUACCAAGCAAAGCUUCGAAAGGUCGACGUUCCCAUCGUCGAUCGCGCGGUGUGCCAGACACGUUUGCGGAGCACAAAGUUGGGCGAAUACUUCCAGCUGCACGGGUCGUUCAUCUGCGCGGGAGGUGAAGCGAAUAAAGACAUGUGUCGUGGUGAUGGCGGUGGGCCUUUGGCCUGUCAAACUGCUACGGGACAAUUCUUUCAGGCUGGCAUCGUGUCGUGGGGUAUCGGUUGUGGAACUUCUGACAUUCCUGCGGUGUACACCAGCGUAUCGCAGCAUCGUCAAUGGAUAGACAAGCAACUGGCGACUUACGGGGUGUGUAUCGUAGCUCCGAGUGGAAGGUGCUCGUCGCGCUGUGUCCUUGGCGUCCGUCUCUGGCAUAUUAGAAUUCUCGGAUCCGUGACCAUGUGGCGACUGGUUUCCACGCUGACCUUGCUCGGCACGGUCUUGGUGACGGCGUUGCCCGCGGCGCAGAAUCCCGGUGAUCUCGGAAGUCUCAUCGAUCAAGUGUUCCCCAGCAGCAGUACGACCCCGCAGUCGGUGCCCCAGAUCGGCGGCGACAUCGACACCCUCAUCAAGGACGUCUUCGGGACCGGGAACGUCACCACCGCAGCCCCCCCUAACGGGCUGAUCCUCGGCUCGCAAAAUACCCUGUCGCCGAAACCGGACAACUGCGAGUGCGUGCCCUAUUAUCAGUGCAAGGAGGGCAAGAUCCUGGAGACCGGGAUCGGCAUCAUCGACAUCAGGUCCGGUUUUGGUGGUAACGAUCGGCAGUCCCAGGGAGGUCUCGGGCCAUGUGAGAACUACUUGGAUGUCUGCUGCAAGCCACCGGACACGGUGGAUAUACCGGUCACGCCAACUCCAGACCCGCGAGUCGGAUGUGGGAAACGAAAUCCUGAGGGAGUUGGCUUCCGGAUCACCGGCCAGAGCGACAACGAGGCGCAGUUCGGUGAGUUCCCCUGGAUGGUGGCGAUCUUGAAGGAGGAGGCCAUCGGCACCAGCGGACAGAAGCUGAACGUCUAUCAAUGCGGAGGUGCCCUCAUCCACCAAAAGGCCGUCCUCACCGCGGCUCACUGCGUCAACGGGAAGCAGCCGCACGAGCUGAAGAUCCGUGCGGGAGAAUGGGACACGAUGACGAAGAGCGAGGUCUUCCCGCAUCAAGACCGCGACGUCGAGACGAUCGUGGUCCAUGAGAAAUUCCACUCGGGUGCGCUCUUCAAUGACUAUGCGCUUCUGAUCCUGAAGGAGCCGGUGGAAUACGCGGAGAACGUGGAUAUCGUGUGCCUGCCGGAGACGGGCAUGAUCUUUGACGGAUCCAAGUGUUUCGCCAGCGGAUGGGGCAAGGACGUGUUCGGCAAAGAAGGACGUUAUCAGGUGAUCCUGAAAAGGGUGGAGCUCCCUAUUGUUCCUCACAACAGCUGCCAGGACAUCUUGCGCACCACCAGGCUAGGAAACUACUUCCGUCUGGACAAGAGCUUUAUCUGCGCAGGUGGAGAAGCGGGAAAAGACACUUGCAAGGGUGACGGCGGAAGUCCUUUGGUCUGCCCGCUGAAGAACGACCCGCGCAGAUACGUCCAGGCCGGCAUCGUAGCCUGGGGACUCGGCUGCGGUGAGGACGGCACUCCCGGUGUUUACGCUAGCAUAUCCAACGGGCGCAACUGGAUCGACGAGCAGAUGGCCUUCCACAAUCUGGACAACACCGUUUACCAAUAUCGUCCGUCGUAGAGUCCGACCGACCAUCGCUCAUCCGAUGUGCCAGUCGAGCAGGCGAAAUUUUUCCACUUACUUAUCGCAGAUUGCGCCGACGUUCUUUCGCAGAAGUGUCUUCCACACAGGCAACUCUAGACCGCGAGAGCAAAUGUGAUGUUUAAUAAGUCGUUGUUGCGUCGACUCGAUACUCAGAAGAAUGGCAUAAUUUUCCAAAUGAGUUCCCUUGAUACGUAUUAUUGUCUCUCUGCACUUGUAUACUCGCGAGCCGAGUUCAAAAGAUUCGUAGACUCAAGGGACGGAUUUAUAAAUAGCCGCACUGACAGGCUGCGUGAAGAUCGAUGGGAAUGAAAUUUUAUAACUGACGUACAAAAGUGGACAGUACAUUUAUAUUAAAUAUAAAGAAACAAGAAAUGUAA
Harpegnathos saltator (Jerdon's jumping ant) is the source of this 3806-nucleotide messenger RNA. RefSeq lists its product as uncharacterized. The record is from RefSeq and is a predicted model, not a curated record. Gene Ontology annotation, molecular function: serine-type endopeptidase activity. Gene Ontology annotation, biological process: proteolysis. The coding region runs from base 16 to 3405 and encodes 1129 amino acids. Lineage: Eukaryota; Metazoa; Arthropoda; Insecta; Hymenoptera; Formicidae. The transcript is spliced from 12 exons.